AUUCCCAGCGUAAAGCCCGGCUUUCUGUUAUUCCCUAAGCAUGAGGAUUACGUACCUGUAAGAGCUGCUGUUGUGGUAGAUGGUGCCGGGGUUAUACACUUAUUCUAGAGGUUUCAUCAGUUCCGAAGUUUACAAGUCUAUUUAGAUUUGUUUAUGAGUACUAUAUACACACACAGUCCUAGACUGCUCAUAUACAGUGUACAUGUUAAAGGCUCAGCAAUAUUAAGGAAAAAGGCUGGUUAUAUGUCAAGUCGUAUGUUAAUGUGAUAUUUGCAAAAGCAAAAAAAGCCAAAAAAAACUCUUCCCAAAUCUAAGACGGUAAGAAUCACUCCAACACCAGCAUUUUUCUCCUUAAAGCAAAUACCAAGGAAAGUAACAUUUAGUAGAGCCGUGGUUGAUGUCUCAGAUCUAAUAACUGUUUAGAAAUAGAUGAAAUUUUUAAAGGUUUGAUAGUGUAUAAUAAUAUCAGUUAUACAGCAGCAUUGUUAAAUUCUCGAAUCUGAUUGGUUAGGAGGUGUUGAUUAUUCUUCUAUAAGUGCAGCUCAGACAGUACUUCCUUCGCACCAUUUAUAUUAAUGCAUUUGUUCUAAUAUAUUAUUGUUUCUGUAGAGACAACUUGCAUGGUGUGCCUACCAUUUAAAUUUUUUAAAUUUUUUGAUGUGUGAAGAGAUGUUUGAUUAACAUUGGAGUCUCCACUAUCAGUUCUUUGUAACAGUCAGAAGCUGUAACUUUGUAAGGUUUGUGAUAAGGGAACAUCUUGGGGAGAGAGGGCUUUUGGUUUCUGGGUAACGGGUAUGAAAAAGUGCAUUGGACUUAUUAAUGUCAAGAGAGCGACCGGUGAAGGAACGACUGUUUAUAGCUGCUAUAACGUAAGUACUACCAGGAACUAACUUGUUUUGCUGACAUGCUACUAUAUUAACGUAUAAUGUGACAUUCUUUAAUGAAUAAAAAAUUGGCAGAUUGUUGUCGUAGACGAGCAAUUAAAAACUUGGGCAUGUUGAUAUUGGAAAAUAAUCAACUUCAGGGUGGUAACUGUAACUCUUUGCGUCAGGCUGCAUCACACCACCACGUCAUUAAUUAUUUUCCUGUAAUGGCAUGACCACAUGUGCUUUAUUCCCUAUUUAAACAUAGUACAAGUAGGAACAGGACCAGACAAGCUAUUGUAACUGUAGAAGUAUAUUUUUUUUCCUUCACACAGUGUCUGACACACUGUUAUUUUGCUAGAUAUUAGUCUCUAUUUUCCACAAUUUGACUUCUUAAUUGUAAGAACUACUAGCUAAUCCUCGUGCAGGUGGCACCAAUUUGUGAAUUUGUAAAUUAAAUCUGUGCAUUUCUUGUGGUGUUACAGAGUAGCUAAAUAUAUUCCAGAAGUAGCUGAUUGUAAAUAAUGAUAAUUAUGAUUCUUAUCAGAAUUUUUGAAUAUUACAGGUUAUUACCCACCUGAGUAAUCAAAUAUGAUGCUAUACACAUGAUGUAACGCAUCCCAUUGCAACUGAUUACCAAAACUCUCGCAGAAAAAAGGGCGUUUGGAUGUAGCUUUAGCUUUCUCAUUUACAUCUAUACGUGCACGUAGUAACUUGUGUUUCAGACCUGUUCUGCGCUGCGCUGGCUUUCAGGCUUCGUUCGGCUGCUCUCUGAUAAGAUUAGGUGAAAGCCUGCCUGCCAGGUGACUCUCACAUUGAGUUUCCGAGCGUGAUCGCCCCUGGUCACGGCUGAAAGAUCGAAAUCAGCACAAAACGUUCUCAGCCCACGGCGUGAAGGAAUGGAAAAAGACACACUGCCCGAAAAGCACAUCAUUACUCAAUGGUCAUCGCAUAAUUAGAUCAUCGGAGGCUGGAGGGUUUGUGUAAUCUUUAACCUCGGGAGGGCGUUGUGUCAGCGAUGCUGUUAUUUUCACUCUGGCUGGUCCGAGAGGACAAUAAUGACUUUUAUCUACUGCAGGAUUAGAUGACCAGAGGGCAGCGCUUUCCACAAGCUCACCUGAAAUUGGCCAGUCAGAUGCCAGGGGAACCCUGCUGUCAUUCAUAGUGACAGUACUGGAGCGUGUGCAGGUUACACACACACCAGCUCUGACAUGGGGACAAGUUUGGAGACAGUACUGAAGUAUAAUACGCUGCGACAGAAACUGAAAGCAAUCUGUCUUUAUCCUAGUUGCAUAGCUAAUCUUUGUUGAUUAUUAAGCAUUGUUUAAAAGUUAGGGUUCUUUCGCUUACACAGCGUUUAGUCUGCUUGAGUAGAACCCUGGUGUGUUUUUUUUACUCUGUGCAUUUCUUUAGGCAGGUGAGAACACAACAAUCUGACUUGGGUGUGGACCAGAAUAACUCGUCUGAAAGCAUCUAAACGAGGUGUCUCGAUGCGCUGCCAACUCUAGCAUGGUUUAAUUGCGCAGGUACCGGCGCAGUAUGGACAGCAGGGCAUGGGUGGAUACUGCCAACAGGGUCAGCCUCCAUACUUCAGCCCUCCUCAUCAGCAGCCUGCAGCUCCCUCUCAGCCUCACUACAUGCAGCCACGAGCUCCGCCGCAGCAGGAUGCUCCUCAGGAGGCGUACGGCAGCAGAGCCCAGCCCGCUAUGACUCCCGGGAAGCCCAACCACGACGAGAUGGGCCUGAACCAGCAAGAGAGGCCAUCCAGCCUUCCGGACCUGUCGGGCUCCAUAGACGACCUCCCGACGGGGACGGAGGCAGCACUGAGCUCAGCCGUCAGCGCCUCGGGUUCCACCAGCAGCCAGGGCGAGCAGAGCAACACAGCGCAGUCCCCAUUCUCCCCUCACGCAUCGCCCCGUCUCUCUGGCCUGCGCAGCGGACCUUCACCUUCUCCGGUCGGCUCACCCGUGGGCUCCAGCCAGUCACGAUCCGGACCCAUAUCACCUGCCAGUGUGCCAGGUACACAGAUGGCACCGCAAACCCCAGGGAAUGUAUCAGAUGUGGCCUCCCAUUCCACCCUCAGUCAGUCGCCCAUGUCUCAGGAGAGGGGAUUUGCCUCCACCCUGCAGCGCAGUGGCCCUGGCCCUCAGUUUGGCCCCCAGCAGCCUGGACCUCCCAUGUCCCCUCACCCGUCCCCAGGAGGCGCCAUGCACCACAGCGUGGGCUCUUACCAGCACAGUGGCCCCGGAUACGGGCCCCAGGGCGGGCAGUACGGCCCUUCAGGUAACUACCCUCGUCCACCCAGCUACGGCGGUGCUCCAGGCCCCAGCUACAGCGGUCCCGGGCCUGGCAUGAGCCUGGGCAUGAACGCCAGCAGCCCCAUGCACGGCCAGGGACCCGGACAGCCCUGUGGCUCGAUGCCUGCUGCUAGGGGUCCCGCUCAGCCAGGGGGAGGACGUCCAUACCCAGCAGGCUCCAGCAGCGCGGCACCCACAUCUCCCAGCAUGCCUCAGUCUGCAGGGCCCGGCAUGGGCCCACCUCCACUUACAGGUGGCCGGAAACCCCACGAGAGCGGCACUGCUCCCUCACCACAGAACCCCCACGCACCCGGACCGGCCAGGCCUCCAUAUACCAGGUCCCCUGCGUACCCGGGGGUACGGCCGAACCCCUUUACUCCCCCCCAUUUCCCUCAGCCCCAUACCGGCCUCUACACCACCGGCCCAGGCCAGCCUCAGCCCGAGCAUUAUGGGUCAGGCGGGUACCCAGGUGGGCCCCCGAUGGGCGGGAUGGGUCCCGGAGGCCCCUACAACCCACCGCAGAGCGCUAACUCGAGCAGGAUGAACCUCCAGGGUCCUCCAUACAGCACCAUGCCUUCGGGACCCAUGCCCAUGGGGCCCGGAGAAGGCAUGCCUCCCACUGAGCCGAAACAGAGAGCAGAGAAGGAGGAAGGCAGCGUGGCUGGCAACGAACCACCUAAGUCAAAGGACAGCUCCAGCUCCCACUGUGUGUCUCAGCCCCCCACCCCGUCUCCCCUGUCCCCCAGUCCUGCUAGUCUGUCCUCUAAUCACGGCGAUGACAGUGACAGCAUUAGCAGUCCAGCCUGGCCAAAGACCCCCAGCAGCCCUAAGCCGAACUCAGCCACCAUGACGAAUGAGAAGAUUACACGUUUGUAUGAGAUGGGGAAUGAGCCGGAGAGGAGGGCCUGGGUGGACCGUUACCUGGCCUUCAUGGAGGAGAGGGGCACACCUGUACCCAACCUACCUGCUGUAGGCAAGAAGCCCCUGGACCUGUGCCGCCUCUACCUGUGUGUGCGUGACAUCGGAGGCUUGGCCAUGGUGAAUAAGAAUAAGAAGUGGCGCGAGCUCUCCACUCUUCUGAACGUGGGAACAUCCAGCAGCUCAGCUAGCUCUCUGAAGAAGCAGUACAUCCAGUACCUCUUUGCUUAUGAGUGUAAGGUGGAGCGUGGUGAAGAACCUCCACCAGACGCCUUCAACAUGGACAGCAAGAAGCAGCAGCAAGCCAAGAUCCAGCCACCAUCACCGGCGAACUCCGGCUCUCUCCAGGGCCCUCAGACUCCUCAGUCUACAGGCAGCAGCUCCAUGACAGAGAUGCCCGGGGAUUUAAAGCCCCCGACUCCCGCCUCAACUCCACACAGCCACAUGCCCCCUCAGCAAAGUGGCAGAAACAGUGGUGUCAGUGUGCAGGAUCCGUUUUCUGAUAACAGCGAUCUAGCUUUCCAAAAGCGAGCCAACGUCCCACCUGGUAUGAUGUACCAGCAGGGAGGAGGGGGCAUGGAUGCACGAAUGCAGUAUGAUGCCAACAAGGAGCCCUAUGGAGGUCAAAGGAAAGGUGGCAACGACUCUUUCAUGCCAGGGCCAAUGCCCAGCAGUGGCAUGCAGGACAUGUACCCACGAGGACCCCAGGGCAUGGGCAUGAGACCCCAGUACCCUUACAGCCAAGGCUUUGACAGAAGGCCUGACCAUGCCAUGGGCCCAGAUGGUGGAAUGGUGCCCCCUGGAAAUCAGAACAACAUGAUGCCUUCCAACAGCGAUCCAAACAUGUACCCAGGCAAUAGAUACCCGUCACAUCAGAGGCAUGGCCAUGAUGGCUAUGGACAGCAGUAUCCUCAAGGCAUGCCAUACAGUGCACAUGGAAUGUACCCACAGCCACAGGGCUAUAAGAGACCUGGGGAAGGGAUGUAUGGCCCUCCAGCAAAGCGACAUGAGGGUGAUUCCUAUGGCAUGCAGUUCAGUGGCCAGCAGCCGGAUAUGUAUGGCCAGUACAGUGGAUACCCAGAGCGCAGACCUAUGCAGGGCCAGUUCCCAUACCCAUAUAACCGUGAACGCAUGCAGCAUGGGGGACAGGGACCACCUCAGCAUGGCAUUAUGGGUGGAGGACCGUCCUCCACUCCCAGUGGGGGGCCUCAAGGUAACAUGUGGCACCCUAGGACUGAUAUGGGCUACCCUUACCCUAGCAGACAGGGCCACGGGCCUCCAUACCCAUCCAUGAGCCGUGCAGAUGACCCAGAGGGCAGGGCAAAUCAGGACAGUCAGUGGCCGAGUCACCCGGGCCAACGUCAGUCGCCUUAUCCUCCCCAGUCUUCUGCUAGCUCCAUGCCACCCAUGACAAACCGACAGCCUCCGUCCUCUUACCAGUCCCCUCCAGCCAUACCAAACCACAUCGCCCGUGCUCCGAGUCCAGCCCCAUUCCCCAGACCCAUGGGAGGUUCUAUGUCCCCCAAUAAAGCUCAUUUGAUGCCAUCAAUGAAGAUGCCAAAACCAGGGGUUCCCGGGUCUAUGCCAGGCUCUCAGAGUGGUGGUGUCCCCAGUCAAGGCCUCCCACCCAUACACCGAGAGAUCAGCUUUCCACUGGAUUCCGUUGAGGCUACACAGCCUCAGCUAAAGCCUCGCCGAAGGUUAACUUCUAAAGACAUUGGGACACCAGAGGCCUGGCGUGUGAUGAUGUCUCUGAAGUCUGGUUUGCUAGCCGAGAGCACUUGGGCUUUGGACACAAUAAACAUUUUGCUAUAUGAUGAUAACACAGUGUCUUCUUUUACCUUGUCACAGUUGCCAGGUUUCUUGGAACUUAUAGUUGAAUAUUUCAGAAGAUGUUUGAUUGAGAUCUUUGGAAUCCUUGAGGAAUAUGAAGUGGGUACUGAGGGCCAGAAGACACUUCUCGGCCCCCUCCCAGAGCCAGCAGAAAAAGAGGAAUUGGAGCAUCAGGAGCAUGAUAGUCAUUCAAAUACUGAGCAGGCAGACAAGAAGCCUGAAGCAGAGUCUCAAAGGUGUGUCCCCAGCAGCACCUCUGGAGCAGACCCCCUGGAGAAGAAGCCAGCAGAGACAGUUGAGCAGGAGAAGGAUAGACAAAACGAAGCGGGUAAAGAAGAUUCUCCUUCCACAGAACCCAGGCCCAAGCAAGCUAGCAAGUAUGACAGAUUGCCAGUGAAGGUGGAGGAGAGGGAGGCAAUCACAGACCUGGUGGAAGACCGAUCAGAACAGCUGGGCUUGGCUGGAGAGUUCAUCAGUGGCCUACUGCACUGGAAGGCUGGCGGAGGAGACUCCACUGCCCACAUCCAGACCCACUUUGAUAGAAGAUUUGAUGAGACAGGAACUAAACCAGUAAUGACAAUGGACCUAGAGGAGGUUAAAGAACAAGACACUGAGGAUCCCACUCAAGAGGAAUCAUCUCAUAAGCAAGACCAAGGUGUCACAGAUAAUAGUCUGACAGCCACUGCAGAUGGUACAGGAUCUCUACCCGAGAGUGGGGCCCAAGAGUCCACCUCACAGAGCCAAGAGAACCACCGCAGUAUCACCCUGCUGGAAGAUGAACCACGUUGCUGGGAUGAGGCACCACUUUCCACAGCCGAGAACUGGCAGGAUGAGCUGGCGAAACGCUGCAUAUGCAUCUCCAACAUAGUCCGUGGGCUCUCCUUUGUGCCAGGUAAUGAUGCUGACAUGGCACGGCAUCCAGGUCUGGUACUUAUAUUGGGUAAGCUGGUGCUCUUGCACCAUGAGCACCCAAAGAGGAAGAGGACACCCCCAACCUACCAACGUGAAGAGGAGCGAAGUCUGGCUUGUAGCAAGGAUGAGUGGUGGUGGGACUGCCUUGGUGCCUUGCAUGAGAACACCUUGGUGACCUUGGCCAACAUUUCAGGGCAGCUUGAUCUGUCAGUCUACCCCGAGAGCAUCUGCUUACCCAUUCUGGAUGGGCUUUUGCACUGGAUGGUUUGUCCAUCAGCCGAGGCCCAGGAUCCUUUUUGCACGGCGAGCGGCUUCUCUUCUCUGACACCACAGAGGCUGGUGCUGGAGUGCUUGUGCAAACUGAGCAUCCAGGACUGUAAUGUGGACCUGCUAUUAGCAACACCACCAUUCAGCCGCCAGGAACGCCUCUUUGCAACGUUAGUGCGUCACGUGGGUGAACGUAAAAGCCAGGUGUGCCGGGAGAUGGCUGUGGCCGUCCUCGCCAACCUGGCGCAGGGUGAUCCCACGGCAGCGCGGGCCAUUGCACUUCAGAAGGGCAGCAUUGGGACCCUGAUAGGCUUUUUAGAGGACAGUCUUGCCAUGGCACAGUAUCAGCAGAGCCCUCAUAGCCUACUACAUGCAGGACAUCCAACCCACCCAGAGCCACCCAGCAUCAACAUGAUGUGCCGGGCUGCUAAAGCUUUAAUGGCGAUUGCUCAGGUUGAGGAGAACCGGCCCGAGUUUGUGUUGUACGAGAGCCGCCUGCUGGACAUCACGUUGUCAUCCGUGCUGAACUCUAGCGUGGCAGCCAUUUUGUGCGAGGUGCUGUUUAAGCUGGGACGCUCGUGACACAAGCAGUAGCCUGGCAGUGCUGAAAAUCAGUGGGACAAGCCACACAGAUCGAGAUCGUUGGUGUUAUAUUUUUAUUUAAAUAAAAAAAAAAAAAAGACAAAAAAUGUUUUUACUUACAAACAGUUAUAUAGAGAAUAUAUAUAGCUCCUCUACCCCACUUUUUUUCAUUUUGGAUUUUUAAAUGAUUUUAAUACAAAUAUUUAAUAUUUCAUGGUGUUGUUUUCUAUUCUUUUUUAUGCUUUUUUUUUGUGUUCCUUUUUUCAGUUCCGUUUUAACCAAAGUUGGCAUCUGAUAGAUACUGUUUUAGUUUUCAAAAUUUUUUGCUCUUAAGAUUUUUUUUUUUUUUUUCAUUGUUUGUGGCUGUUUCUGGUGGGACUUUGUUUAUUUGGGGAUGCACAUUUAUUUAAAUUGUGAGAUGUGUUGUAGAUAGAACUUCUCUUGCAAUGUGUUAAAGAAAAAAAAAAAAACACUGAUUUACUCAAGAUAUACAUGUAUCCAGCUCUAAAAAGCAUUGUGCAAUAGGGUGUAGAUGGCUUGUUGGAGGGGAGAUUACCAAAUGUGAAUGACUCUUUACCACAGGCAAUAUUCAAAUCUGAUAACCAGUAUUGCACUGCGUAACCACACCAGUAUAUAUGAGGGUAAAGUGAGAGCUGGUUUUUUAACUUACUCGCUUCCACCAGUAUGACCAUUAGACAGCAGGAUCAACAGUCAGAAAACGGAACUCUAAAGCGCUUCAGUUACCACUUCUCUUCAUUCAACUUAUGGGCUGAUUUGUGUAUAUAUGAGCUGUAUAUUAAACAGGCCCUUUUCACUUUUUAUUUCUCCAAGAGAUGUGGUAUUAUAUAAAGUGAUGGUAGUUGAUGCUAAUUAUUAACAACAGUUUGAAAAUGAAAUUUUCAUCGCCAUCUUCUGUCGAGGGUAGUCUGCUGUUGUGUAGGACGUUCCUGCAUGGACUGUACUACACACAAUUCUGUAAAAUGGAUAGGAACAGGUCCCUCGAAAGGCCUUGGAUGUCUGGCUUAAAAAAUAAAAGACACAGGCUCAUCAAAUUGUCAGUCGGUGUAACUGUAAUCCAGCAAAAUUUGAAGUUACCCAAAAGUGACUUGAGCAACAAUUCCAAUGAAAAUGUACAACUCUGUGAACUUUUUUCAUGCCAUAUGAUUUGAUGAACAUUGUUUAUUAGUAUAAAGUCUUUAUACUACAUGUUCCACAUGUUAAAGUAAAUGUACAUGAAAUCUG
Molecule: messenger RNA, 8914 nt
Organism: Pangasianodon hypophthalmus (striped catfish)
Lineage: Eukaryota; Metazoa; Chordata; Actinopteri; Siluriformes; Pangasiidae
Gene: arid1b
Product: AT rich interactive domain 1B (SWI1-like)
Exons: 21
Coding region: 2417-7672 (1751 amino acids)
Biological process (GO): regulation of transcription by RNA polymerase II; chromatin remodeling; positive regulation of DNA-templated transcription
Cellular component (GO): nucleoplasm; nBAF complex; brahma complex
Molecular function (GO): nucleosome binding; DNA binding
Source: RefSeq, a predicted model, not a curated record